GCAGCUGGGAACAUAAGAGCAGCUCACUGUCAUCAAUAUGGGAACCGAUUUAGAAGAUAUGGGCAUGUACGAGAAGGGGAGUUCUAAAAAGUACUGCAUGAAAGGAAAGCAUGUAGCUGCUAUUAUAGGGGUGGUGGUGGUUGUUGGGCUGGCUGUGGGGCUCGGAGUUGGACUUACUUAUCCAGAGCCAUGUAAAAGCACCAAUGGAGAUGUUACCAAGCCACCUUUGCCCAGCACUACUGUAUCAUCACCACCACCACCACCCAACUCUGAAGCUUGCCCAGCUGAAAACAAUGAAAAUGGGGACUGGAGUCAGUUCAGACUCCCAAGUUACAUUAACCCCCUGCACUAUGACCUGGAGCUCCAACCUGAAAUGGAUAAAGAUACAUAUGAUGGUACUGUAACCAUCUGGCUGAAGCUGGCUCGCCCAAGUACACAUCUGUGGCUACAUAUCAGGGAGACCAAGAUCGUAGGGCAGCCCAGGCUGAGAGAUCAAAACAACCAGGAGAUCCCCAUCAAACAUUGCUUUGAAUUUAAACGCCAUGAGUAUGUGGUGGUGGAAGCUGACCAAAGUCUGCAGCCCAAUGGCAACAAUGAGUUUCUGAAUGAUACCUACCGUCUGACACUACAAUUUGCAGGACAGUUGAAUGGCUCCCUGGUGGGCUUCUACAGAACCACCUACCAAGAAAAUGGAGUGACCAAGAGCAUUGCAGCUACAGAUCAUGAGCCAACAGAUGCACGGAAGUCAUUCCCAUGUUUCGAUGAGCCAAAUAAAAAAGCAACUUACACGAUUUCCAUUAUGCACAAGCAAGAGUACAAUGUCCUCUCCAAUAUGCCUAUUGAGCAUACUCAUGACCACGGAAAUGGCUGGAACCACACACAAUUCCAUAAGUCAGUGCCUAUGAGUACAUACUUGGUUGCUUUUGCAGUCCACCAAUUCACAUUUGAGGAGAGAAUUUCAACUCGAGGGGUUCCUCUAAGAAUCUAUGUGCAGCCACUACAGCAACAAACUGCAGCAUAUGCAGCCGAAACCACAAAAGUUGUGUUUGACUUUUUUGAAAAAUAUUUCGAUAUGGACUAUUCUCUUCCUAAACUUGAUCAAAUAGCAAUACCUGAUUUUGGAACCGGAGCCAUGGAAAACUGGGGACUAAUCACAUAUAGGGAGACUAACCUGCUUUAUGAUCCUAAUGAAUCUGCAACAGUCAAUAAGCAGAGAGUUGCUGCCGUAAUUGCUCAUGAGCUUGUCCAUCAGUGGUUUGGAAACAUAGUGACGAUGGACUGGUGGGAUGACCUGUGGCUGAAUGAAGGCUUCGCCAGCUUCUUUGAGUAUUCAGGAGUGAAUUCAACAGAACCUCUAUGGAACAUGCCCGACCAAAUUUUAAUAGAUGAUUUGUUACCUGUAAUGAGAGAUGAUGCACUACAGUCCUCUCACCCAAUUAUUGUCGAUGUCUCCACCCCAGCAGAGAUAACAUCCGUCUUUGAUGCCAUUUCAUACAAUAAGGGAGCAUCCAUUUUAAGAAUGCUUGAAAAUUGGAUUAUGCCAGAAAAAUUCCAGUUAGGAUGUCAGAAUUAUCUAAAGAAAUAUCAGUUCAAGAAUGCCAAAACAGAUGACUUCUGGGGUUCUCUGGCUGAGGCAAGUGGCCAACCAGUCAAAGACGUCAUGGACACCUGGACCAGACAGAUGGGUUACCCAGUGCUCAAUGUACAAUCUGGAAAUCAUGUUCAGCAGAAAAGAUUUCUUUUGGAUCCAAAUGCUAAUUCAUCUGAACCAGAGUCCCUAUACAGCUACACGUGGAACAUCCCAGUGACAUUCUAUGAUACUAGCAAAUUAGAUGACAAGCACAUCCGUUUUUACAACAAAUCAGAACCUUCACUAACUUUGGAACCCUAUGAUAAUAAUACAGUGGGGUUCUUGAAGAUAAACAAUAUGCACUUUGGAUUUUUCCGGGUAAAUUAUGAAACCCAAGUAUGGAAUCAGCUGGCAACUUUAUUGCAGGCAAAUCAUGUGGUUUUUACGGCAGGAGACAGAGCUGGACUAAUUGAUGAUGCUUUUGCCUUAGCAAGUGGUGAAAUUCUGGAUUAUAAUAUUUCUCUUGACGUAACAAAAUAUCUUCAGAAUGAGAAAGACUAUCUUCCCUGGGUGAGAGUGAGCUCUGCACUCGCCUAUUUAAAUGAUAUGUUGGAGAAUGAUGAAACCAUCUACCCAAAAUUUCAGGAAUAUUUACGAAAACAAGUUAAACCAAUUACAGAUGAACUUGGCUGGCAUGAUAAUGGCACUGAUGUGCAGAAGCUCCUCCGAACUUCAGUACUGGCUCUCGCGUGCAGGGCUGGAGAUCCUGAGGCACUGAACCAGGCCUCACGCAUUUUCAAAGAAUGGAUAGCUGGGACUGGGAUUCCUGUGAACCUCAGACAGCUGGUCUAUCGUUAUGGGAUGAAACAGUCUGGUGAUGAGCAGUCCUGGAAUUUCAUGUUUCAGAAGUAUUUAGAAACUCCAUUAGCUCAAGAAAAAGAAAAGCUACUACAGGGUCUAGCAUCAGUGGAGAGCAUCCCGCUUCUCAACAGAUAUCUCAAGCAGAUUUCUGACCAAAGCCUUAUUAAGAGCCAAGAUGCCCUGAAUGUUAUAUAUUAUAUAUCUGCAUACAGCAAGCUUGGAAAGCAAAUGGCUUGGGACUGGGUGCGGAUUAACUGGGACUUCUUAGUAAAAAGAUACACCAUCAAUGACCGAAACCUUGGUCGGAUAAUUACAAGAAUAUCAACAACAUUUAACACAGAUACCCAGCUGUGGCAAAUGGAAAAUUUCUUUGAGACUUAUCCAAAUGCUGGGGCAGGAGCAACCCCAAGACAGCAAGCACUUGAAACUGUUAGAAAUAACAUUGAAUGGGUUGCAGCCAACAAAAAUGGUAUUAAAACCUGGCUGGAAGCAAACGCUUGAAAGUUUGAAAGUUCUUAAUAGACAGAAAUGAGCAAACCAGAGAGGAGCGGAAACUUACCUUCCAUCAACCCAAAGGAAACACUUGGACAUUAAAGACCAUGCUCUUGCUGGAUUUAUUCCAUAAUGAACUCACAUGACCCAACAAGAAACCCCUAAUGGUAUCUGGGACCAUCUAUUUCAGGCUGUUUGCUUUAUAUUUAUUAUUGGAAACAUACAUACAUAAAUCUUAUCAAAAAAAUAUUUAGGAGGAGCCAUUCAUGUGUCUUGUCACCGUAAAUCUGAAUAGAAAUAAUCAAAUGAAGUGGAAUGCUAAGGAAGUC
Messenger RNA from Bufo bufo (common toad), 3252 nucleotides. It is a transcript of the gene ENPEP, whose product is annotated as glutamyl aminopeptidase. The record is from RefSeq and is a predicted model, not a curated record. Gene Ontology annotation, cellular component: cytoplasm. NCBI's taxonomy places the organism in Eukaryota, Metazoa, Chordata, Amphibia, Anura, Bufonidae. Gene Ontology annotation, molecular function: zinc ion binding; peptide binding; metalloaminopeptidase activity. Gene Ontology annotation, biological process: proteolysis; peptide catabolic process. The coding region runs from base 38 to 2932 and encodes 964 amino acids. The transcript has 20 exons.